Messenger RNA from Drosophila novamexicana, 705 nucleotides. Its product is annotated as N-acetyltransferase 9-like protein. The coding region runs from base 88 to 696 and encodes 202 amino acids. The record is from RefSeq and is a predicted model, not a curated record. NCBI's taxonomy places the organism in Eukaryota, Metazoa, Arthropoda, Insecta, Diptera, Drosophilidae. The transcript has a single exon. Gene Ontology annotation, biological process: protein acetylation. Gene Ontology annotation, molecular function: N-acetyltransferase activity.
GCCUAUCGAUAGUUGGCUGCCACGGCGUCCAUCUCUAUUGGGGAACUCUACUGCAUUUUAAUUAUUGUUGGUGUUAUUUUCGAGCCCAUGCGCGUAAAUGAGCACACAAAACUGCUUGGACAGCGUGUCAUUCUGGUGCCCUACGAGGCCCGACAUGUACCCAAGUAUCAUCAAUGGAUGAGCAGUCCCACGCUGCGCAGCCUGACCGCCUCGGAUGAGCUCACCUUAGACGAGGAAUAUGCAAUGCAACAAAGUUGGCGCCAGGACAAUGAUAAGCUCACAUUCAUUGUCCUUUGCGCUGAGAUCUAUGAAAAGACCAACGAUGAGAUAACCGCUAUGGUGGGUGACACAAAUCUGUUUGUGCGCCACGAUGAGGAGUCGCAGCAUUAUGUGGCAGAGGCGGAAAUUAUGAUCGCAGCACCCGAGGCGCGCGGCAAAGGAUUUGGUCGCGAGGCUAUGCUACUUAUGUUCAAGUACGCCCAGCAGCAUCUGCCCCUGAACAAAUUCGAAGCCAAGAUCGACAUGGACAAUGCCAUGUCGUUGCGCCUCUUCGAGAGCUUUCAGUUUGCCGAGGUGCGACGCGUGGAGGUAUUCCACGAGGUGACCCUAGAGCGGCUUAUAACAGACGACUGGCUGUCCUGGCUGGAUGAGCAGGUGCAGCUAAGAAUUGAGAAAUAUGAUGAUGCUUCAAAAUGAUAUACACUU